GUCUUUCGGUCAUUGUUCAGGUUGACUAGCUAAGGUGCUAGUUAGAGGCUACACCAAAUUUCAAAGACGUUUUAACUUCUCAUACAUGCACAUAAGUCCUUUUGAAUUUCCAACACAUCCGACUCUUGAGAGCUUGUCAAAUCAACAAUGAGCAAGAGGAAAGCGCCGCAGGAGUCCCUAAAUGAGGGAAUAACAGAUUUUCUUGUCGAGCUGGCCAAUUACGAGAAAAACGUCAACAGGGCAAUACACAAGUACAAUGCUUACAGGAAAGCAGCAUCUACCAUCUCCAAAUACCCUAACAAAAUCAAAAGUGGUGAAGAAGCCAAGAAACUGGAUGGUGUUGGAGCUAAAAUAGCAGAAAAGAUUGAUGAGUUCCUACAAACGGGCAAACUACGGAAACUGGAAAAGAUACGAAAUGACGACACCAGCUCGUCCAUCAAUUUCCUCACCAGAGUUACUGGAAUUGGCCCCGCUGCUGCCAGGAAGUUUUUUGAAGAAGGUGUGAAGACGUUAGAAGAUCUGAAAAAGAUUGAGCACAAGCUAAACCAUCAUCAACAGAUUGGACUCAAGUACUUUGAGGAAUUUGAAAAAAGGAUUCCACGAGCUGAAAUGGAAAAAAUGGAGACUCUUAUCCUUGGAGAGUUGAAGGAGAUCGAUACAGAAUAUAUUGGAACAAUCUGUGGAAGCUACAGGAGAGGUGCUGCAUCAAGUGGUGAUAUUGAUAUUUUGCUGACCCACCCAGACUAUACCUCUGAGUCUGAGAAGCAGCCCAAGCUCCUGCAUGCAGUGGUUGAACAUUUGGAGUCCAUUGGGUUUGUGACAGACACUCUGUCGAAGGGAGACACCAAGUUCAUGGGAGUCUGCCAGCUGCAGCAGAGUGAUGAAGAUGAGGAAGAAUACCUUCACAGGCGUAUUGAUAUCAGGUUAAUUCCCAAAGAUCAGUACUUCUGUGGAGUUCUGUAUUUCACUGGAAGUGACAUCUUCAAUAAAAACAUGAGAACUCAUGCUCUGGAGAAGGGCUUCACUCUUAAUGAGUACACCAUACGACCACUUGGGGUCACAGGUGUGGCAGGCGAGCCUCUGUUGGUGGAUAGUGAGAGAGACAUCUUUGAAUACAUCCACUACAAAUACAGAGAGCCAAAGGACCGCAGCGAGUGAAGCAAAGGACAGCUGACAGUUAACGUCUGUAUUUGAAGCUACAAACAAGAUCUGGUGCAUGUGUAAAAUGUGUGUUUUAGUGUGUCACUCUUUUAUACCGUUCAGUUAUACUGUAAAUAUUUGUUUUGGACAGGUUUUCUUAAGUUGAAAUCAUCACCAUUGAUGCUCUGCAACAAAAUUGUUAUUUUAUUUUGACCUUAAGUUUAAUUCUUCAUGGUCAUGUGUCUUUGUGAAGGCUUUUGGGCACCAUUUUCAGUUUUGCAAGUCAUGCAACAAUAAUUUAUUUGUACUUUUUUCAUCUCACUUGUACAUUUCAUUCUUAAUAUACCAAAACAAAAAAGGAUUAUAACCUGAGAUGAGUAAUCCUAAUGUUUGCUUCUGUUACAGGACAACUCUCAUCAAGGCAUUUUGACAGUAGUGUCCUUUAACGCUUUAGCUAAGUGGUUGCAAGGUGUAGAUAUAGUUGGUAAAUAUGCAGACAACACAGCAGUAUCACUUCUAUAUCUUAUUUUUUUUAGUGUGUUUUUAAACUUGGAAACUUUCUCAAACAAUAUGAGCAAACUAAUGAAUUAAAAAGAAGAAAUACAAUGUUGCAAACAGUAUUGGUUUCUGGUUAUAGACACUAAUUUGGGAUAAAUCAUGGAUUUAUUGAGACAAAUGAGAAUAUACAUCUUCCUCGCUUGUGGAUCGAUGUGUGAAUAUGGCUGUUACACUGGUAGACUUGAAGAAUCUAGUGUAUUUGGUUGUGUGAAAAUUAUGACUGACUGUUACAGUAGAUCUGGACAUUGUUGUAUCUUUUGUUGUGCUUUUCAGGGGGACAUUUUGAAAGCAGAACAUUCAAGUAAUAAACAUAAUCAGGUAA
Messenger RNA from Micropterus dolomieu (smallmouth bass), 2020 nucleotides. It is a transcript of the gene polb, whose product is annotated as polymerase (DNA directed), beta. The record is from RefSeq and is a predicted model, not a curated record. Bases 148 to 1158 code for a protein of 336 amino acids. The transcript has 14 exons. Gene Ontology annotation, cellular component: nucleus. Gene Ontology annotation, molecular function: DNA-directed DNA polymerase activity; DNA binding. Gene Ontology annotation, biological process: double-strand break repair via nonhomologous end joining. NCBI's taxonomy places the organism in Eukaryota, Metazoa, Chordata, Actinopteri, Centrarchiformes, Centrarchidae.